AUGAACCCUGUGGAUGAGAGUCAAAUGGUGCCAGUCUACAACAUCGAGACUCCCAGGAAGAACAUCCAGUUGGUUAUCGUCCCAAACAGAACCGCGAGAAAUCCCCACAACUGCCCACAGAGGCCAGAUGCGAAUCACCACUCUUCGCGGCAGAGACUCGGUGAUGAUGCGGAGAUGGUCCAAGAAAUCGAUCAGCUGAUCGCGUUUCGCCAGUCGCGGGCCAAGGACUUUGAUUAUUUGCCACACCCGGCCGUUGCGCGAGGAUUCUUUGCGGACUUUGGAUUUCGUGGGCUUUCUAUUCGACAUUUUGCACCAAUGGAUGUGAAAGUGGAGCGUGACAAUCUUAAGAGUUACGAUAUGACAGAUUUCUCGGCGAAAAACAAUACUCCCGAGCCACAAGAGCCAAAAGAUCUCGCCGACGUUGUAGCGGCGCUGGAAGUGCUGUCCCUGUUGGUGAAUGAGAUGUACACACAAGUUGUAGCAGAUUUGGUCGACGCGGCCGGACGUUUUCUGCUGACUCUGCCCGCACAGAGUAUACGAACCCACUUCCAGCUCAAUCACGAGUCCUACGCACGAGUGGUUCAACGUGUCACCAGCCUCAAGGUGGAAGCAGCUCUAAAGUUGUCAGCCUCCAGAAAACCAUCGUCUCGCAUGAAGAAGGCCAAAGCGCGCACAACAAUCCGCGGUGCCCGACAAGGGCACGGAGUUCCCGUUCCCCCGAAGGUGGUGGCAGCGCUUCUGAUUCGUAAAGGCAAGAAGUUGUGCAUGAAAAAAGGUUUUGUCUAUCGAAAGAUGCCCUGGUCGGUCGGUUGGCCCAAGGAGGAUUUAAUCCCCGAAGUGCGAGAUGUUGUACCGUUGCAAAGUAAUUGCAAGUCGGUUCAGGGGUCUAAUGAAUCUCGUUGCCACGGCGUCGGCAGAAAGGAGCGUGGACAUGAGAUGCGGACUGUCGUUUCAGGGGAACUUCAAAUAUUCCUGACGGGUCAACAGCGCCGCUACACGCUGACGCUCCUAGCAAGUGAGAGAGGUUUAGGCCCUCAGCGCCACCGCGCGCGAGAUGGUCUCGCCUCGAUCAUGAAGCACUAUGGAGUGGCUCCACCAACGGAUGCGCCGGCUUGGGGUUUGAAAAACAGAUCGAGGUUAUACCAGAUUGACCGGGCCAAGCAGUAUGCGUACUGCGCGCUACUUCGACGAUCGAAAAUGGGCCUUCCUUACCUUAUUCGUUUGGUUCGUGGAGAAACCUCCCAAGCUCCACGUCCAAACAAAGGCCCUGACUAUUUCCGAUCAUAUUCCUUGUUGAAAAACAUACAAGUACAAAGACGAAUGGCGCGACAUUGUGACGCAAGUCGUCAGGCCAAAAUGGUUUACAACGUUUUCAAGCCAAACUCGGCCUCCACAGAAUCAUGGCUCUGCAUUGCUAGCUCUUAA
Messenger RNA from Phytophthora infestans T30-4, 1425 nucleotides. RefSeq lists its product as uncharacterized. The record is from RefSeq and is a predicted model, not a curated record. The transcript has 5 exons. Lineage: Eukaryota; Oomycota; Peronosporomycetes; Peronosporales; Peronosporaceae. Bases 1 to 1425 code for a protein of 474 amino acids.